AUGCCAUCCCAGGAUGAACAAAGAGAGCAAGAUGAAUCUUGGGCGAGUUUUGAACUAGAUCUUGAUCUAGAUCUGGCAAACUACCCAGAAGCACGGCAGGACCUCUGUGCGUCAAUUGAUCCCCAGCUGCAACAAUGGCAGGGAAAUAUUGGCCCAGAGGCGCUACCCACCCCGAUGGAGGAAGAAGCGGGGAUGGGCAGUCGCAUAAAUUCGCUGCCAGAUAUCUCUAGUCUUAUGGAUAGCAACCAAAGCGAGGACGAGAUGGGCCUUUUAAACAACAUUGCAGGCGCAGACGCAUCGCUCUGUCCGCCGACACAAUUUAACGGCUCCCAAUUGUCCCAGGUCAAGGGUAAGGAUGAUGACUCGCUUUCGAGUAGGCUGCCGGAUCUACAACGCAAGCUUCAUAUCCUGUCAGGAUCAUUUCAGCGAGAGUUCCAAGAUCCUAGGAGCGAGGCAUUGUACACUAGCGGUAUCGAAGAAACAUUUACUGCGACUGAAACCCUGGUUGAUAUCAUCAAUACCUUUCAUGAACUCAAUAUCCUUGGAGGCCCGAUGUCUCCAAAAGAGAACAGCCCAAGGCUAUCAGGACUGCGUGGCUACGCAACGGUCCUCCUUAUUUACAGUUGUUAUCUCCAUCUCUUAAGCGUAUACGAGCUUCUAGUCGCAUCGCUUUCUGCGAAUGUCCAACGUUCGGCAUCCCAACAUGAAGCCAGCCGGUUCUCGUUCUUGCAACAGAACUCGACUUCGGCGAAUUUCCGGCCAUUGGAUAGUUCUCCAAUCGAUAUCCCCGUUCUGAACAUCGGCCAGUUCAGCCUGGCCGCGUCACCUAGGAUGAAUCUUGGGCUCCUGUUACAUUUUAUCCAGGAGACGGUCGACCGUAUGCAGACGGCAAUCCAGACCUGUGCCUCCAUGCCUCAGCACGGAAUCACGGAUGGGCUACGUCAUACAGGCAGAAAAGCCUCGAGCUCUUGGUACGGCGCGGAUGUACCCUUCACUAGAGACGUGGAUGGGAGGUCGUCGAUGUUCGACGGUAUCUUAUCUGAUAUUGAAAUGCAUGAAAAAGAGUUGACUGGAAACCUAAACGACUUGAAGGGUCUUUUGAAAGGGAAAUCUAGUUCCCGUCCUGGGUAUGGUUGA
Arthroderma uncinatum is the source of this 1137-nucleotide messenger RNA. RefSeq lists its product as uncharacterized. The record is from RefSeq and is a predicted model, not a curated record. NCBI's taxonomy places the organism in Eukaryota, Fungi, Ascomycota, Eurotiomycetes, Onygenales, Arthrodermataceae. The coding region runs from base 1 to 1137 and encodes 378 amino acids. The transcript has 2 exons.